AGCUUAGCUUAUCACUGCUAGGUAUUCAACUCUACGACGAUUUCAACCUUAGGCUCAACGUGAUUUAUCAUGGAUAUCGAACAAUUUCGCCGUGCUGGUUACCAGGCUAUCGACCGGAUAUGCGAAUACUAUUACACUCUUCAAGACAGGCCAGUAACUGCAAGAGUAGAACCAGGGUACCUGAGAAGGACGCUCCCAUCCGAAGCACCUCAGACCAGCGAGAACUUUGACUUGAUUGCGCAGGAUUAUGAGACUUAUAUCAUGCCAGGUCUUACCCACUGGCACCACCCGUCCUUCUUUGCGUAUUUCCCUAUCGGCAGUACCUUCGAGGCGGUCCUUGGUGAUUUGUAUGCAAGCAGUGUCCCCAAUCCCGGUUUCAACUGGUCUGCUAGUCCGGCUUGCACAGAGCUAGAGACAGUUGUCAUGGACUGGGCCGCUAAAAUGCUGGGUUUGGACCCAACCUUUCACAAUAGCGCAAACGUUGGCGGAGGCGUCAUCCAGACCACUGCAUCAGACUCAGCACUUGUUGCCGUUGUAGCAGCUAGGUCUCGGUAUACCAAACAACACCGAGGUGUUCCUUCCGAAACACUACGGAUAUACACUACCACACAGACGCAUUCACUAGGGAAGAAAGCUGGUCUUGUGCUUGGCUUGGAUAUUCGUGCACUAGAAGUUGCGGCUCAAGAUAAUUUCGCCCUUCGUGGAGAUACAUUGCGCCGUGCACUCGAGGAAGACCGUGCUGCCGGGCUACACCCAUUUAUAAUGAUUGGGACCGUCGGAACGACCUCCUCAGGUGCUGUCGAUUGCCUUGGUGAAGUAGGACUAGUUUUGGAGGACUACCCCUUCAUAUGGCUACAUGUUGACGCUGCAUGGGCAGGGAUAGCGAUGGUGUGCCCUGAGUAUCGGGAUGUCUGCGCCCUUGGUGAUAUUAACAAAUAUGGGGAUUCAUUCUGCACGAAUUUCCACAAGUGGGGACUCGUAAAUUUUGAUUGUUCCGGAUUUUGGGUUCGGGACAGGGCGAGCUUGAUAGAUGCACUGGACGUCACACCCGAGUUUUUGCGUACAAAACACGGGGAUGCGGGCACCGUGAUUGAUUAUCGAAAUUGGCAUUUUGGGCUCGGGCGAAAAUUUAGAUCACUGAAGCUGUGGUUCGUCCUGCGGUCUUUCGGUGUCGAAGGCUUUCAGCGGUACAUUCGAGAGACCGUAAAGCUCGGCAAUAUGUUCGCGUCCCUCAUCCGGGAAUCUACUGAGUUCGCCUUGGUCACACCGCCAUCUUUGGCAUUGACUGUUUUCCGACUCGAACCUCGGGCCUCACCGCCAGUCUCCCUCGCAAAACUGAACGAAUUAAAUAGGGUGUUCUAUGCACGAGUAUCAGCUCGGAGUGAUAUUGCGUUUACGCAAACGGAUUUGAGUGGCACUUUUUGUGUUCGCGUGGCCGUUGGAGCGACCCGGACAUCGGAGGAUCAUAUUAAACAUGCGUACGAGAUUCUAUGUCUAGAGGGAAAGGCUGCAUUAGAGGAAUGGCAAUGCGCAACCGGAGAAGUUCAGUAGAACAUUCACCAUCUAAGUAACAUUAAUUAUUCCUCCCCGUGGCUGACUGGCUGUAGCAUUUUCCACGAGUCAAUAUACUGUCCUCCGGGUGCUAGGAUUACCUGUACCUAUUGGUAGUGGUUUGGAUUGACGGAACAACUGUGGCACUCCGUCAUAG
Pisolithus orientalis is the source of this 1708-nucleotide messenger RNA. Its product is annotated as pyridoxal-dependent decarboxylase conserved domain-containing protein. Gene Ontology annotation, biological process: amino acid metabolic process. Gene Ontology annotation, molecular function: carboxy-lyase activity; pyridoxal phosphate binding. The record is from RefSeq and is a predicted model, not a curated record. Lineage: Eukaryota; Fungi; Basidiomycota; Agaricomycetes; Boletales; Pisolithaceae. The coding region runs from base 70 to 1551 and encodes 493 amino acids. The transcript has 11 exons.